This is a messenger RNA of Ceratina calcarata, 7095 nucleotides long. RefSeq names its product bridge-like lipid transfer protein family member hobbit (gene hob). The record is from RefSeq and is a predicted model, not a curated record. Lineage: Eukaryota; Metazoa; Arthropoda; Insecta; Hymenoptera; Apidae. The transcript has 16 exons. Bases 480 to 6917 code for a protein of 2145 amino acids.
UUCAUAACUCUGUUUAGUAAUUAUCGUGGUAAUUACAAUUAUAAACAGAGUUAUAUGUACUAUAUACAUUCAUGUAAUGUAAGAUCACAGUAUACCUAAUAUUAGGUAUACUUACUGUGUCGUGGAUGGCGAUUCACUUAAUCAGCUGUGAUCAGCUGUUAACCAAAUCAGCCAAGCUGAAUCAACUGGACAAGCUAGACCAGGCUAAAAGCUUAAAAGUUACAAUGCGAAUGUUAUUUCGAAUCGAAGGUAUAUAAUGUAGGUACAGUGUGACAGAUUUUAUCCGAACUUCAUCAUCGUUCGACGAUUCAACGCUUUGAACCUGGAUAAUCCUUUAAAUGCCGUCGUACCAGUACGAUUAAUACUACUAUUGUGGUAUUGAAAGCUCGGGACUCGAGGCUUGAAGGUGUAAAAGAGCAAUCCUUUGUUCAGGAAACAUUUAGAUUUACACACAUGCCACAACAUGCAAUGUUGACAAAAUGACUGGUUUAAUUACUUUCUGUGCAAUAUCUUUUAUUCUAUAUUGUAGCUUCACUUGGCUGAUCCCAAGGUUUUUAGCAUGGCUAGUGAAGAGAAGAUACAAAAUUUAUUUGCGCGUCGGUCAUAUAUCUUUACCAUAUUUCAUACUACGAGAGGUAAACGUAUCGAAAAAUGGAUUCACAUUGCAAGUGGACGAGAUCAGUAUACGUAGCAGUCUCUUCAGCAGCGAUGUUGCAAAAUUACUAGCUGUAAUUAUGAAAGACGUUCGAAUAAACAAAGAUGUGCCUCUAACAGCGCCUGUAGAGACCGUCGAAAAAGCAAAGAAACCGAUCGAUUUUCGAGACAAGAAGAUACCGCCAAUAAUUAUAACGUUCGUACAAUUUAUGGCUGUGCACGUAGAGAAUUUGAGUCUGUUAAUUUUGGGUAAUGGAUGGUUAGCUAACGGAAGCGCGGAAAGUCUUACUUUGGACGGUAGCGUCGUUCACGGAGCUCGAACUCUUCUCGCCUCCGCAGCCGUGAUAGGCGGAGCAAUGAAACUUUUGCGCCACGCAUCGGACGCUUGCCUGUCGCAGAUAUCCUUUGCUGGAACGGCCGAAGCGACGUUAAAGGCAUUAGGAGAGUUUUCGUUGGAGAAAUUGUACAUCGGAAUAACGCAAACCGAGGGUUCCGGAGGAGCGGGUCUCGUUACGUUCUUUAAAGAUAGAAGUUCCCUGGCUAACGCGGCAUCUUCCUAUUCGGAUCCACGCGUCGAUUCGCCCAACGAUCUGUUGGCUCGACUAGUGCCCGUUAUACCGAAAGAUUUCACGUUGAAAGUAGGUAAUUCCUGUGUGAUUGCUGGUGGAGAUGACGGUGUGGUACUUGGUUUGGAGGGCACAAUGAAAGGUCUGCAAAUUAACACGAAAUUUCAACCAUCUACUCGAGUGUUGAAUCUCACCGUAAACUUGGAUGGAUUGUCGAUUCGUAGCAGGUUCCCCGUUCUAACUUUGCGAUCAUUGAUCGUAAAUUCGAAAAUAGAAGAAGACAGUUUACAAAUCGUUACACAAAUCAGCAACUUGUCAAUUAUAUACGAUCACAAGGACUGGGAGACGAUACUAUGCAAUGAUGCCGGAGAUAACCAGAUCUCGAGAUCCGUCACGGGUACAUCGUUCAGAAAUAAAUUACCAUGGUCCGAUGUAAAAGUGAAUACCGAACUAUACGACUCGUCGUUGUGCAUCAAAUUGUUGGAUGUUCACGAAGCAUCGUGCGGCGUGGCUCACAUGAAAUUCUCGUUGAACACGUUCGAUGAUAUAAUCAACGGUUGGAGUACAGAAUUGGUGGUAGAAUCGUUGUAUUGCACUUUAAACGGAUCGAACACCGUCAUCUCGGAAACGUCUCAUCGAUGGGGUACGCCUUUGUCCAUCGGAGUGUUGUUAGCUACGACGCGUACCAAUGCUAUAGGGAUUGCGGUCGACGCACUUGUGACCGAAUGGAGUUUGGAACUUGCCAAAUUUCUCGAGGAGGCAUACAAAUGCUGCCAACAGCAGUACAACGGAAGGGUGAAGGAAACGAUGGAAGACGUCGAAGAAUCGGAUAACGACGAAAAAGUUCAAUUGAACCUAAAAGUUACCAACUGUAAUUUAUUCUUUAUCGCGGAAAAUGAUCUAUCUGUCAUGGUGCGCUUGGACACCGCAAAUUUGGAAUACUCCGCGAAACGACUCGUAGCCGUGACGGAGGGUGUGAGCGCGAUAACGUUAAAUAAAAACGAGCCAAUCGUCUGUCAGCACGCACAAGCAUUGGUCCAUCCGUUUUUAGCCAUAAGAAAGUGCAAAGGUGCGAUUACAUCCGAAAUGGUAAAUAUAAGCCUGGACGGCACCAAUCUGGCGUGGAGUCCAAAUUUACAUCUUCGUCUUUUGCAACUUUGGCUAGAAUCUUCGAGCUUUAGAUCCAUCGUAAGCCGAGACGCCGAAUCGAUGAUCACCGUUCAAGAUGGGACGGCGGGAAAACAUAAUCGAAAACGAGAACGUGUGAUGGAUAUAGUCGCCACUGGUGGGAUCGCUUUGUCGAUAUAUAUAUCACCGAAACAUUUCUUAGAGCUCUCGUCGGACCAUUUACGUUGGUCGCAAGGAGAAUGGAGAUUGAAUUAUCUACGUGUUACUUUGGACAUGGCCGAUAUAAUAAUGAUCGAGGGAUUCGAAUUGAUCAGAGUGACGGAUAACAAAGAAGUUCGAUUGGAGAGGCAAAGCAACGAAGGCUUCGUUUUGGAUUGGAACGAAAUUUGGAUGUUGAAUAUCGAAUCGGUGAAAGCUUGCUUCCCCUACGAACAUCAGUUUACUGAUGCGAUUCAGAAUGAAUUAUUUAGCAUAAAAAAAUGGUUGAAAGAAGUUCAUUCGUCGUUAUCGUCGUCAUCGUCGUCGUCAUAUUCCUCCUCUUCAUCCUCCUCGUCUUGCUCUUCGUCCACGUCCUUACCCUCCGCGCAUGAGACUGAGCAUUUACCGUGCGAUUUAAUCAUAAAGAUAAAAGAGUGGGUGUUCGAGGUGAGCGAUGAUCCGUUCGAGGUACGUUUACGAGAUAAUUACGAGCUAUUAGAAGACGAGUACAAAGAGAGUUUGAAACGGCAGGCGAUGCUCGAUGCCAAAGUGCAACAGUUGUGUCGCGCUCAUCUGCUGUUGCCCCAAGGAAAAGUAGAAGAACUGUACGCGAGUUUAAACAAGAAGAACGCUGAGAUCUACGUGCAACGGUGGAAGCAGAUGCAACGCGCGGGCCCUGCUAGAACCCGAUUGUUUGCUUGGACGAUGCUGGAUAUCGAGAUUCUAGCUUUGGCGGAUCCGUCGAUCAACGGCGUCGAAAACGCGACCAGGGCUAUUCGCGAGAUGGACGCGGAAACACCAUGGCCGGAGGACGGACUGGAAUUUAGCACGCUCUGGGUAAGAGGAAUAAGUUUGAAAUGCGCCGAGUGGAAAUUACAGUUACGAGAUUUCCCGCAACCGUUACUGCUAGUGGAGAGUUUGAGCGUGUGGGGCAGGUUGGCCGGUGCCGAAGCCCUGGCGCCUCCGCGCGCGAGACGAACUGUAAGAAUCGUGAUCGGCGCGCCUUGGGACGACAUCGUCGUCGAACGAGGAAUGACGUCGAUCAAAUAUUACCACGAUCUGAACUGGGACAUCGACAAGUACAGAUACGCGUUCGGUCCUUGCUGGGAGCCGGUGGUCGCACAAUGCAAUCUGAGUUUUGAAAAAAUCGUUCAUCCCUCGAGGGAUCCUAGCCCACCGUUGCCGUUCUGGGACAAAAUGCGGCUGGCACUUCACGGCAGGUUGACGCUCUGUGUGAAACAGUUGACCAUAUUGCUGCAUGGCUCAUUGGAUCCGUACAACACCACGGAGGAAAUGGAACUGACGUGGACAGGGUUGGAACUCGACUGGACGCAAGGUAGAAUAAUCGUUAAGGGAGAUCUGGACGUUUACGUUCGUACGGCCAGCAAAUACGACGAUUGCAGAUUGUUGCACCUGCCGAAUGUACGUUUAAGCGUGAAACUGGCAUGGGUGUGCUUGGGCGAUCCCAGGGAUCAUCACGCCGCGAUACCCUGCGCACCAGACAGAUUGCCGGAAUAUUCGAGCAAUCAGGAACACGACUCGUUCAGGGCGUUUCGGUCGCAAAACUUGAACGUUAGCCUCGCACUGGAGACGAAACCGACGGGCUCUCCGGUGUUGGCGACCGCGCCGACCGCGUUGCUGUACGGCAGCACUCUCCGAUGGUUCGAAAAUCUCAAGUUCAUUCUGUCCGGAGCGACGAGACCGACGAGGAAGGGACCGUUGUUCAAGAACGUCAGGCCUAGAAAGAAGCAACUGAGCAGGCAUUACAGAAAAGUUCGGCUCACCUUGGCUUUCCAUCGGUUUCACGUCAGUUAUUGGAUGUCGUUCGCAAUGCAGCGCGGAUUCGAACUGACUGGUGGUCGGGUGGCUUGCAGCUGUGAACACAAUUCGUCGUUGCACCCGAUUGACGACGGAUUGAUACAUCGACCGAGAGCUGAGUGGUCGGUUGUCUAUAUGAACUGCGAGCUGAGCGAUGCAGAGAUCUGGUUGAAGAGCGCUCUUCACGAGGACAAGGAGACCGCCGCCUCGCUUCGGCAGCCGGUUGAGAAAUGUUAUUGCUUGAGCGUGGCCCGGGUCAGCUACGGUAGAGAGGCGAUGGUCGCCGGCGUGACCACCGGCGGUGACACACCGACGCACAGGCUCGUCGUUCACGAUUUAAAGGGCGCAUGGACCAAGACGAACAGAGACGUGGCAUUCGCGUUGUUCGACUCUUUCAUAAAAACCCAACAGCUGAAAAAGAACCUUUCGACUGCGGCUCUGAAGGGGUUCUCGUCCCACAGGGAAAGUUCAUCGACGCCGCACAAGAAUCGAACGAGAUCCUCCGUGGUUGUCGUUGAGCAUGCCGCUGUGUUGCAGAGUACGCCGAGCGCGUCGAUAAACUCAUCGUCAUCCGCCGCGACGAAACCACAGCAAGGAGAGGCCGUGGGUAUGUUGCAAAGACUGAUAGCCGAGGCUGCGAACAAACCGGUCGCGUUCAGCGACGAUUUGUCGGUGCAGACCAGGGGUCAGCAGCUGCGCGGGCUAGCGGCUUGUCACCAGGACGACGUUCUUCACAAAAAUUGGCUAAUCGCUUUGGUAAACAGUCAGGUGUUGCUGAAGGGUAUCGAGACGCGAGGCUACGUGAUCUUGUCCGCGGCUAAAGCAGAAAUAUUGCAAAGAGUUCAUCAACCUGUAUGGAAGGAAAGGACGUUGGUGUCAAAAACCACUUGGGUUGGGUCGUUGGAAUGCAUGCAGUAUUAUGCGACCGUCAAUGCGAAUAUCGACGAUAACAUCGACGACAAUAUAAUGUGGUUAACGUUGGACAAUAUACAGGAGAAAGAUUCAACAGUGAUAGCCGGACUACCAGAUGUGCCGGCACUUGUCGGUUCCGGACAGAGCGUAGGCGGCGUAGUGAGCGAAACGGUCGGCGGUGGUGGCGGGCCUCAGCACCAGCUACAACGCAUCGUCUCGAGAUGUAAAUGCGAGUUCUUUUACGUCGGUUACGGUCAAGCUCUGGACGUUGGCUCCGUGGAUCAAGUCCCUCCGCCGCCGAGAGAGGAAGUCAGCUUGUGGGAGAGGAAGGAACUUUCGGCGGCGGAUGCGUUCACGUUGAUGCAUCACGAUUUAGACGUGUGCACCAACUCGUUGCAGUACGCGAUGAUCUUGGAUAUCGUGAACAAUUUGUUGUUGUACGUGGAACCGAGAAGAAAGGAAGCCUCGGAAAGGUUGCAGAGGAUGCGAUUUCAGCUGCAAUUGCAUUCGGUCGAGGAUCAGAAACGACCGAUUCAGCAACUCCAAAAUACGGUGCGCGGUUUAGUCGCAAAAUUACGAAGAUUGGAACGCGAAACGUAUCUGGUGCAGAAGGCGCUCGCGGAGGAGUCCAGUCCCGAGUUAUUGGCGGAGAUGGAACGGUUGGAGGCUCGGGUUUUCGAAUGCAAGGAACAACUCGGUGCGAAAGCCGAAGAGCUCGAUGUGAUGUUGAGCUGCUACAAGGAAACAACCGCCCCGGCGACUGCCUCUACGACGUUGAAGGAUAAGCCGGCGGCGGUCGCGAGGGUCGCCGAAAUUUGCUUCAAACACGCCCAGUGGAGAUUGACGGACGCGGACGGCCAAUUGGGUAUCGCCGAUCUGAUUUUGACAAAUUUCUUGUAUACGAAAACCAGCAAAACGGAUGAUUCGGUCGAACAUCUUCUCGAAUUGGGAUAUGUUAGGAUGACUAAUUUACUACCGAAUCAGAUAUAUACGGAGGUGUUGGUGCCCACUGAGUUGCAGAGUAACAUGCCCGUCGAUAGACAGAGAGCGCUUCGCGUUUUUUGCAGGGAAAAGGCACCGGUAGCGGGAAUAUCCGUAAAAGAACAUUUCGAAAUCAACGUUGUUCCUUUAACGAUAGGACUGACCAAAAAGUUUUUCAACACGAUGCUAAAAUUCUGUUUCCCCGAGAGAGAUCCUGAGGGAAUCGAAGAGCCACCCGCACCGCAACGCGAUUCUUCCUUCUACGUGCCGAUUGAAAGAAGGGACGACGUCGAAAAGAUGAAGGAAAGAGCUGAUAAAAACAAACUGUUCAUAUAUAUAAAAAUACCUGAAGUUCCCGUUCGCGUUUCAUACAAGGGUAAUAAAGAAAAGAAUUUAGAAGACGUUCGCGACUUUGCUCUGGUCAUUCCUACGUUGGAGUAUCACAACGUCACUUGGACGUGGCUAGAUCUUCUUCUGGCGAUGAAAAGUGACUCUAGACGCGUAAUAUUGAGUCAAGCUAUCAAGCAGAAAUUACAAAUCAAACCGAGAGGUCCGCAAGAGGAAUCUGCUCCGCAGGAAGAGGACAAAGCUCGACUCCUACUAGGUGCCAGACAUUUACCUGGCGACGUGAAAAAGAAAGGUGUUUUCAAAUUUAAGUAGUUAUGACCGAUCCGUCGAUCGUGUUUACAAACCGUUCCUUUUUUCCUACGUUUUGGAACAAGGAAUACCGAAUAGACGACAGCAAUGUGCAAGUAUUUAUUAUAAAUUAACUAUUUAAUAAUUGAGCAUUGUUUGCGAAUCGCUAUUUUUAUUAAAGUCCAAACGAUGUUUGUAUCAA